AUGACAACGGCUUCUCAGUUGAGAGCGACGACUACUGCUAUCACCGUCGUCGCUGCCAUCACCGCCACCACCACGUUGGCUGCCAUUGCGAUCGCUGGCUACAUUCUCAAUGAUAUCAACAACUUCUAUGACAAUACCAUAGAAGAGUUGGCUGAAUUCAAGGAUUUGGCGAAUACGGCAUGGCAUCAUAUGAGGCCACAUCCGUACGAUACCUUCCGUCAGAGAAGGUCAGUAGUAGAAGGCCGAAUACGUCGCCAAUGGCCAGACACCUGCAAUUGCGGCCCUCAGGCUAAUAAAUGUCCAGUAGGACCACCUGGUCCACCAGGUCCACCUGGAGAACCAGGAGAGCAAGGAGCACCGGGAGAGCAGGGCAAACGUGGCCACGAUGGUGUCUCGCUCACUGGUGCUGGAGGUGCAAGUGGUUGCAUAAAAUGCCCUGUUGGACCACCAGGUCCACCUGGUCCAGAUGGCCCUCCAGGUCCUCCUGGUCCAGAUGGGGCACCAGGCGAGUCAACUUCGAAAAGUGGCCUUGGAGUGCCCGGACCAGCUGGUCCACCUGGUGACCAGGGACCACCCGGUCCACCAGGACCUCCAGGACCACCCGGUGCUCCAGGUAAAAAUGGAGAGCGUGGAAAGGCUCUUCCAGGCCCUCCAGGAGUUGCCGGUAAAAAUGGAGAGCGUGGAAAGGCUCUUCCAGGCCCUCCAGGAGUUGCCGGUCCACCCGGUCCACCAGGACCUCCUGGACCUAGCGGAAAUGAUGGAAUCACCGGAAUACCUGGACCAAUGGGAGCACCAGGAGCACCAGGAAAAGCAGGACCACGUGGAGAAGAAGGACGACAAGGACCUGAGGGUCCGGUGGGUAUGCCUGGACACGAUGCCGAAUAUUGUCCAUGCCCACCUCGAUCGACUCGCUUCGAACGAAUGCAACACGAAAGCGGUGCUGCUGCUGUGCACAGUUUCAGUUUCGACAACACAGCUGAUAACCCGUACAAUCUGAGGCUGAGAGACGACGUGCAUGAAGGCAGGCACAAAAUGGGCGCUGCCACUAAAAUCGUGGGCGCCCUUAUAGUCUUGACCACUAUCGGCACUACAGCUUGUCUACUCCUUAUCGGUUAUCUCGUCAACGACAUCAGCACGUUUGUCGAUGACACGGUCAGCGAGCUGGCAGAAGUUAAGGACAUGGCAAACACGGCAUGGGACCAGAUGCGUCCAGCUCCACAUGAAAUAUUCAGAUACAGAAGGAGAGCGAGAAAAGAACGACGCAGAGGGCGCCGCUAUGGGGAACUAGAUUGCAACUGUGGUCCGCAACCAAAGAACUGCCCACCAGGACCACCCGGCCGUCCUGGGCGGCGCGGCCCUCCUGGAUUCGAUGGGAAACCGGGUAAGCCAGGUCCACGCGGUGUCGAUGGCCCACCUAGGUACGGAUUUAUAGAACCACCAUGUGUAAAAUGUCCCACUGGUCCACCAGGACGACGUGGUAAAACAGGAGAACGUGGUUUGCGAGGUCCCGACGGUUUGCCUGGAAGACCUGGAGUGGACGGUUGCGGUGGACCACCAGGACCACCCGGACCAGUCGGUGACGAAGGGCCAACAGGGGUACCAGGACCAGAUGGACCUCCAGGAGUUCCAGGAAAGGAUGCUAUGGUGUCCGGAUAUUCUGAGCCAGGACCAAUGGGACCAAUUGGUGAACCGGGCUUACCUGGCGUUGAUGGCCCUCCUGGAGGUGAUGGAGGCAUUGGAGCAAGGGGACCACCAGGACCGCCUGGAGAACCUGGAAGACCAGGAGAACCUGGAGAGGACGGGCCGCCUGGAAAGGACGGAGAAGUGGGUCCCCCCGGGCCAGACGGGGACUAUUGCCCAUGCCCUAUGAGAUCAGUUGUAGAAUUGGGUGAUACGGAUACAAUGGUGGAGGUCUUGUAUGUAGACGAUAUGAAGAGGAAAUCCGGUAAGCGCUCGAAGACUACUGCUAAACCACGGAAAGUAAGAACUGUCAAAGGACAGCGCGCUUAUCAACGCCCUCACAGAAGGUUCAGGAAGAAGAAAAGUACUUUUAGGCACAAGUCAUAA
This is a messenger RNA of Haemonchus placei, 2067 nucleotides long. Lineage: Eukaryota; Metazoa; Nematoda; Chromadorea; Rhabditida; Trichostrongylidae. The record is from the annotation of a GenBank genome assembly.